Raphanus sativus (radish) is the source of this 921-nucleotide messenger RNA. RefSeq lists its product as uncharacterized. Lineage: Eukaryota; Viridiplantae; Streptophyta; Magnoliopsida; Brassicales; Brassicaceae. The coding region runs from base 1 to 921 and encodes 306 amino acids. The transcript has a single exon. The record is from RefSeq and is a predicted model, not a curated record.
AUGUAUGAGUUGGACAUAGCAGCACGAAAGUUUUCAAAGGAGAGAAAGAAGGGCAAGGGGAAAGUGGCUGAAGCAUCAUCCUCUAAUGCUGAUUUGGAGUCCACUUUGAAAGGCUUCGAAGAAGGAAUUCUGAAUUCUUUGGCAAUAGGGUUUGUUGGAUUCAAGGUUCAAGUGGAUACAAAACUUGAGGCCAUGGACACUAGGCUGAGUGGAAUGGAAAAGACCCAGCGAUACCUGAAGAGAAAAGUAAGGAAGAUUGAUAAGCGGUUAACUUCUCUUGAGUCUAAGGGAAAUGAAGAUGGUGAGUACUAUGGAGGGUCAAUGAAUUAUGAUAGACCAGAGAAAACAAGAGAGAAAGGAGCUGAGGAAAAAGCUGAGGAUGAUGGAGAUAAGGAGAACAGUGAGAAAGUUGCUGGAGAUUUUGAGGAAGAGGCUGAGGAUGAUGAUAUUGAGCAAGAGGCUGAGAGGAGGAGAGUAGAGGCGGAUGAAGCGUGGAGGAGACUUCCUUCUGAAUCUGAUGAAGAUGUGGAAGAAGCUAGAGAUUCUGAGGAAGUGUCUGAAGAAAGUCCUAACACUCCACAUGUGGAAAAAAAGAAAGAGGCUGAGAAAGGGUCCGAGGAAAGUCUUAAAACUCCACGUGGUAGGACUAAGGCAGCAGCUGCAAAGAAAUAUAAAUCUAUACCAUUGCUGGAGUGGAUACACUCUCAGUUUGUUGAGACUGCGACUGAGCAAGUGGAGGAAGCUGUGGAUGCUGAAAAAAUAGUGGAGGAAGCUAAAAAUCCCACCGAGGAAGAGGCAGAGCAAACUGAGCCUGAAAAAAAAGCUGCGGAUGCUGAAACAAUGGUGGAGGAAGCUGAAAAUCCCACCGAAAAAGAGGCAGAGCAAACUGAGCCUGAAAAAAAACUGCGGAUGCUGAAAUAA